AGGGUGGCGUCGGCCGUUUUGCGGGAGUGCGGUGUUGUGAGUCGUCUCAGCCGGACAAGCGGGACUGGAAGGAGGAUCCAUGGAGGACUACUUGAAAAUAGAGAAGAUCGGAGAGGGUACAUAUGGGGUGGUGUACAAGGGCAAACACAAGGCCACGGGUCAAAUUGUGGCCAUGAAGAAGAUCCGGUUAGAGAGUGAGGAGGAAGGCGUUCCUAGCACUGCUGUCAGAGAAAUCUCUCUCCUCAAAGAGUUGCAGCAUCCCAAUGUCGUUCGAUUGCUGGAUGUUCUGAUGCAGGAGUCCCGUCUUUAUCUAAUCUUUGAGUUUCUGUCUAUGGACCUUAAGAAAUACCUGGAUUCUAUCCCCUCUGGGCAGUAUAUGGACCCCAUGCUAGUCAAGAGCUACCUUUACCAGAUCUUGGAGGGCAUCCACUUUUGCCACUGUCGUAGAGUGCUACACAGGGACCUGAAACCUCAGAACCUUUUGAUUGACAACAAAGGAGUCAUCAAACUGGCUGACUUUGGCUUGGCCAGGGCCUUCGGAGUGCCUGUUCGAGUCUACACACAUGAGGUUGUCACGCUGUGGUACCGGGCUCCUGAGGUCCUGUUGGGUGCAGCUCGUUAUUCAACCCCAGUAGAUAUUUGGAGCAUCGGGACCAUCUUUGCAGAGAUGGCUACAAGGAAACCUUUAUUCCAUGGAGACUCAGAGAUAGACCAACUGUUCAGGAUCUUUAGGACGCUGGGUACCCCUAAUAACAACGUAUGGCCUGAUGUUGAGUCCCUGCCUGACUACAAAAACAGCUUCCCCAAGUGGAACUCUGGCAACCUGGCUUCCAUGGUGAAAAAUCUGGAUAAGAAUGGCCUCGAUUUGCUGGCUAAAACGCUCACCUACAACCCUCCCAAGAGGAUUUCAGCGCGUCAAGCGAUGACCCACCCGUAUUUUGAUGACUUCGACAAAUCUACCUUGCCCUCCAGCAAUGUCAAGAUUUGAGUUCCCGUGUGUAUUUGUAUAUAUAUAUAACCCUUAUAUUCUUGCUUAUUUUGUAAAUAUUGUGGAAAUGUGUACCGUUGUCAUA
This is a messenger RNA of Lampris incognitus (smalleye Pacific opah), 1073 nucleotides long. It is a transcript of the gene cdk1, whose product is annotated as cyclin dependent kinase 1. Lineage: Eukaryota; Metazoa; Chordata; Actinopteri; Lampriformes; Lampridae. Gene Ontology annotation, molecular function: RNA polymerase II CTD heptapeptide repeat kinase activity; cyclin-dependent protein serine/threonine kinase activity; ATP binding. The transcript is spliced from 8 exons. Bases 80 to 988 code for a protein of 302 amino acids. Gene Ontology annotation, biological process: mitotic G2 DNA damage checkpoint signaling; protein phosphorylation; G2/M transition of mitotic cell cycle. Gene Ontology annotation, cellular component: nucleus. The record is from RefSeq and is a predicted model, not a curated record.